Monascus purpureus is the source of this 1207-nucleotide messenger RNA. The record is from the annotation of a GenBank genome assembly. Lineage: Eukaryota; Fungi; Ascomycota; Eurotiomycetes; Eurotiales; Aspergillaceae.
CUCGACCACAUCGUUCGGCCACAAUCACAACAAUUAAUACACCCCACGAAACAAUUCGACGUCUUGCCAGAAAUAGGCAAAAUGCCCAAGUACGCCAAAGAUCAGCCCGCCGGCUUCAAAAACGCCAUCGAGAGAGUCGCCAUUGUUGGGGCUGGAGGCACCAUUGGAUCGCACAUUGCCGCCGCCCUCCUCAAGACCGGAAGACACGCAGUCACGGCCCUUUCCCGCAAAGACAGCCCUAACAAACUCCCCGAGGGCGUCAUAGUCGCCCCAGUCAACUACGACGACGAGGCUACCAUUGUCGCCGCCCUUAAGGAUCAGCAAUUUCUUAUCAUAACCAUGGCCCCUACCGCGCCGCGGGACACCCACAGCAAGCUCGUCCAGGCGGCCGCCAAGGCUGGUGUUCCUUACGUUAUCCCUAACGGGUACGCCGGUGACAUUGACAACAUUAAACUCGGUGAGGAGACGAUGUUAGGCCCCAUUGCCAAAGCCAACAGGGACGAGAUCGAGAGGCUUGGCAUGCAGUGGAUUACUGUGUGCUGUGGGUUUUGGUACGAGUAUAGCUUGGCGGGCGGCGAGGCACGCUUUGGGUUCGACUUUGACAAGCGUUCUCUGACAAUCUAUGACGAUGGCAACACCAAGAACUCGACGUCGACAUUGUCGCAGGUUGGGCGCGCCGUGGCCAAGGUCCUGAGCCUCAAUGAACUUCCCUAUGACGAAAAUGACCAGACCCUUACCCUGUCGACGUUCCUCAACAAGGGCGUGUACAUUAAGAGCUUUGUGGUCAGCCAAAACGACAUAUUUGAGAGCGUCAAGCGUGUCACCAGAACCACUGACGCCGAAUGGACGAUUACUCACGAGGCCACCAAGAAGCGAUACGAGGAUGGUCUAGCGCAAGUUCGAGGUGGUAAUAUGGCUGGUUUCAGCAAGAUGCUGUACGCAAGGGCAUUUUACCCGAAUGAACCGAAUGAAUUGUCGAUCAAGGCGCAGAAUGAGGUGCUUGGAUUGCCAGAUGAGAGCCUGGACGAGUCGACAAAGGCUGGAAUAGAUAUGGUCAAGGAGCUGCAGGGUCGUGCUGAACGUAUGGCAGCCUAGAAAACAGGUUUGUUUAUAUUCACGCGGUCUUAUUGUAACUGAGUGGCCAUAUUGCGUAAUAGUCAUUGGCCCAUACGACAAUAUUAAGCCAUUAUGAGAAGUACCACAUCUC